AAGAAGUAAAAAUGGAGAAUUCACUUCCUCUCAGUGAUUGGCGUGUCAAGAACACUGAGCUAGUAAUAAACAGGCUCCACGCUUUCCUUCAUGGAAUUGCUUUACUAGCCUUGUUUUACUACAGGCUCAGUUCCCUUACCCAAAUCAUCAAAACCAAGGACAGUACUGCUCUCCUUUUACCCCACAUUCUCAUCCUCAUUUCUGAGCUCAUACUGUCUUUCAUUUGGCUUCUCAGUCAGGCCUCAAAAUGGAAACCUGUUAUUCGAAAAGCAUACCCUGAAAGAUUGCCGGGAGAUGAAAAGCUUCCUCCCAUUGAUGUGUUUAUAUGCACCGCUGAUCCUAACAAAGAGCCCUGUUUGGAAGUUAUGAACACUGUCAUAUCAGCUAUGACACUUGAUUAUCCUCCUGAUAAGCUUCAGGUUUAUCUUUCAGACGACGGGGGUUGUCUUGCAACUUUCCAGGCCCUUAAACAGGCUUGGAAAUUCUCCAAGUCGUGGGUUCCAUUCUGCAGAAAAUAUAAGGUGAAUAUUGCGUGCCCGGAGGCUUACUUUUUGACAGACGAAAGUGCUCCUGUUGCCAUGUUCCAUAGGACUGAGUUCAUAGCUGAGAAGAAGGAAAUCAAGAAGAGGUACAUGGAAUUCAAGGAAUCUGUGGCGAAAAUCAUUGCAGAUGCAAGGAUUUCUGUGAGCAGAGAUCAUCCGCCCGUAAUUGAGGUGAUUAAUGAUGCAAAUGUUGAUGGAAUGGAUUCGGACAAAAGAAAGAUACCUCUUCUUGUUUAUGUUGCUAGGGAGAAAAGGCCUUCUCAUCCGCACCAUUUCAAAGCAGGAGCACUUAACGUUCUUCUCCGAGUCUCUGCAAUGAUCAGCAAUGCACCAUACAUUCUGAUCCUGGACUGUGACAUGUACUGCAACGAUCCAUCAUCGGCCCGCCAAGCUAUGUGCUUUCAUCUCAACCCUGAAUUAUCCCCAAAGCUUGGUUUUGUUCAGUUCCCACAAAGAUUUUACAAUAUCAAUGAGACGGAUAUAAAUGAUGGGCAGCAAAGAUCCGUUUGGUCAAAAUGGGAAGGCUUAGAUGGGCUGGGAGGACCAAUCUUAUCUGGAACAUGCUUUUAUAUAAAAAGGGAAGCACUUUGUGGAACUCAAAAAUUUCGAGAGGAUGUUGAUCUUAUCAAGUUGGAGAAGUGUUUUGGUUCAUCCUACGAGUUCAUCAAGUCAAUAAGUAUAUAUUACAGGCGGAAUUAUCAAAUUGAACAUGAGUUUGGUGAAAAUAAAGUGCAGAAAGAGCUCCAAUUGCUAGCUUCGUGUAGCUAUGACAACGACACGAAAUGGGGGAAAGAGGUGGGCUUCAGAUAUAUCAGUGUGGUGGAAGACUAUUUUACAGGCUUCAUUUUACACUGCAAGGGCUGGAUUUCUGUGUAUUAUGAUCCUCCCAGGCCAGGUUUCUUGGGUGCAACCCCUAUAAGUCUUAAUGAAAUUCUGGUUCAGCAAACGAGAUGGAGCGUAGGCUUCUACCAAGUCACGUUGUCGAGGUUUUCUCCCCUCAUAUAUGGACUCCUGAAAAUGUCAACUUUUCAUAGCAUGUGCUAUGCAGAAUUUCCUUAUAGCCAGUUUUAUUUCCUAUCCUUUUACGUUCUAGCCCUCAUUCCUCAACUCUGCCUAAUACGCGGCAUUUCUCUGUACCCCGAGGUUUCAAGUCCGCUUUUCGUCGUCUUUUUGUUUAUUUUCCUUUCAGCGCAACUCAAACACGUGCAAGAGGUGUUCGUGACCGGGCACUCAAUGAAGACAUGGGCGAACGAGCAAAGGAUGUGGAUGAUGAAAUCACUGACAUCCUAUUUAUUUGCUGGACUGGAAGUUGCAAUGGAGAAAAUUGGGUUGACGGAAACCAGUUUUCUGCCAACCAAUAAGGUGGUUGACGACCAGCAAACCAAAUGUUACCAAAUGGGAGUAUAUGAUUUUCAAGCACCAGCUCGCUUCAUGGUUCCAUUGUGCAGUCUUUACAUACUGAACGUUGCUUCAUUUAUCAUUGGAUUCGGAAGGAUUUUGCAGACUCAGAAAUGGGGUGAGAUGCUUCUACAAGCUUUUAUCCCGUUAUUUGCGACGAUUUUGCAUUUCCCUUUACUCGAAGGAAUGGUGUUGAGGCAGGACAAGGGCCGAGUUUCAGCAUCUGUCUCUCUUCUUUCUGCUAUAAUUUCCACAACGUUGUUGUCUUUUGCAUUGCUCCUCAAUUACUAUUAAGUUAGAUUGUAUGUAUAUGGUUAUUACUUAAAAGCUUGUCAAAGUUUUAUUUCAAUGACCUAUCAAUCAUGUCCGAAAAGUCAGAUCUAAAAUUUAGUACUAAUCAAAAGGGUAUUGGAGGAUGUCUCAUUAUAGAGGUUUAUAGAAUUACA
This is a messenger RNA of Sesamum indicum (sesame), 2386 nucleotides long. RefSeq names its product quillaic acid 3-O-glycosyltransferase CSL1. Gene Ontology annotation, molecular function: cellulose synthase (UDP-forming) activity. Lineage: Eukaryota; Viridiplantae; Streptophyta; Magnoliopsida; Lamiales; Pedaliaceae. Gene Ontology annotation, biological process: cellulose biosynthetic process. Gene Ontology annotation, cellular component: membrane. The record is from RefSeq and is a predicted model, not a curated record.